CAACACAGGGGCCGCGGCAGGCGGACUCUGCCUCCAGACACCAUGCCCACCGUGGACGACAUCCUGGAGCAAGUCGGCCACUUCCACUUCUUCCAGAAACAAACCUUCUUCCUCCUGGCGCUCAUCUCCGCAGCCUUCACGCCCAUCUACGUGGGCAUCGUCUUCCUGGGCUUCACCCCCGACCACCGCUGCCGGAGCCCUGGCGUGGCCGAGCUGAGCCAGCGCUGUGGCUGGAGCCCCGGGGAGGAGCUGAACUACACGGUGCCGGGCCUGGGCGCCGCCGACGGGGCCUUCGUCCGCCAGUGCAUGCGCUAUGAGGUGGACUGGAACCAGAGCUCCCUGGACUGUGUGGACCCGCUGGCCAGCCUGGCCCCCAACAGGAGCCACCUGCCGCUGGGCCCCUGUCAGCACGGCUGGGUGUAUGACACGCCCGGCUCCUCCAUCGUCACCGAGUUUAACCUGGUGUGUGCCCGCUCCUGGAUGCUGGACCUGUUUCAGUCGGCAGUGAACAUCGGCUUUUUCAUCGGCUCUGUGGGCAUCGGCUACCUGGCAGACAGGUUCGGCCGUAAGCUCUGCCUGUUGGUCACAAUCCUCAUCAAUGCUGCGGCCGGGGUCCUCAUGGCUGUUUCUCCCAACUACACCUGGAUGUUAAUUUUCCGCUUGAUCCAAGGGCUGGUCAGCAAAGCAGGCUGGCUCAUAGGAUACAUCCUGAUUACAGAGUUUGUCGGGCUGAAUUAUCGGAGAACGGUGGGGAUUUUAUACCAGGUGGCCUUCACCGUGGGGCUCCUGGUGCUGGCCGGGGUGGCCUACGCCCUCCCCCACUGGAGGUGGCUGCAGCUCACGGUGACCCUGCCCUACUUCUGCUUCCUGCUCUAUUACUGGUGCAUCCCUGAGUCGCCAAGGUGGCUCAUCUCCCAGAACAAGAACGCCAAAGCCAUGAGGAUCAUGGAGCACAUUGCAAAGAAAAACGGAAAAUCUCUGCCUGCAUCUCUUCAGAGCCUGAGAGCGGCCGAGGACGUCGGCGAGAAGCUGAAUCCCUCCUUCCUCGACUUGGUCAGGACCCCCCAGAUAAGGAAGCACACCUGCAUCUUGAUGUACAACUGGUUCACCAGCUCGGUCCUCUACCAAGGCCUCAUCAUGCACCUGGGCCUCGCAGGGGGCGACAUCUACCUGGAUUUCUUCUACUCUGCGCUGGUGGAAUUCCCGGCCGCCUUCCUCAUCAUUGCCACCAUCGACCGCGUCGGUCGCCGGUACCCGUGGGCCGUGUCCAAUAUGGUGGCAGGGGCUGCGUGUCUAGCCUCCGUGUUUGUCCCUGAUGAUCUGCAGGGGCUGAGGAUCGCUGUGGCCUGCUUGGGCAGGAUGGGGAUCACCAUGGCCUACGAGAUGGUGUGCCUGGUCAACGCCGAGCUGUACCCCACGUUCAUCAGGAAUCUCGGUGUCCUGGUCUGCUCCUCGCUGUGCGACAUCGGCGGCAUCGUCACGCCUUUCCUGGUCUACCGGCUCACGGCCAUCUGGCUGCAGCUGCCCUUGGUGGUGUUCGCGGUGGUGGGCUUGGUGGCAGGAGGACUGGUGUUGAUGCUGCCAGAAACCAAAGGGAGAGCCUUGCCUGAGACCAUCGAGGAAGCUGAAAACCUGCAGAGACCAAGAAAAAACAGAGAAAAGGUGAUUUAUGUCCACGUUAGGAAAGCGGACGGUCCACUAACGUAAGGAGGCUGGUGCUCCUGCGGCGGCCUCGCUCUGUGAUGCCAAGGCGAGACGCGGACACUUCCUGUCCCACCACGAAGCCCUUCCAGCCUGACCUCGCUUGCCCUCGAGCGGUGAACCUGGUCCACCACACGCAGAGUUUGCUGCACAACUGUGCAAACGCCGACUACGGGACCAGAUCCUGCCACGUCCUUCCCUCUCCCCCUGUUCUCGGCACUGGAAUUCCAUGGUUUUCUGCAGUAUUUCUCCAUCCUUGUGUUGCUUAAUUUGAUAUCUUCCCCCACAAUGACAACAAACCAAAAUACAUAUGGGAACUGGGGGCCAGGAAAACCCCAUAGAAAAAUUCUAAAAAGCAAGAGAGUUGGGAGAGAAGAGUCUAUUUUCUUAAAGAGAAGUAAAACUCUCAAAGCCAAA
Molecule: messenger RNA, 2118 nt
Organism: Oryctolagus cuniculus (rabbit)
Lineage: Eukaryota; Metazoa; Chordata; Mammalia; Lagomorpha; Leporidae
Gene: SLC22A2
Product: solute carrier family 22 member 2
Biological process (GO): transmembrane transport
Cellular component (GO): membrane
Molecular function (GO): transmembrane transporter activity
Source: RefSeq, marked provisional